AUGUUUAGCAUUUUGCUACUUUACUGCUUCUUUCUGGGGACCGUUCCAGCACUGGCCGAGAGCGGCGGAGAGAGGCGACUGAGCCCCGAGAAGAGCGAAGUAUGGGGUCCCGGACUCAAGGCAGCCGUGGUCCUUCCCGCGCGCUAUUUCUACAUUCAGGCGGUGGACACAUCUGGCGAGAAAUUCACAUCUUCUCCGGGUGAAAAAGUGUUCCAGAUUAAAGUCUCAGCCCCAGAUGAGCAAUUUACUAGAGUUGGGGUCCAGGUUUUAGACCGAAAAGAUGGGUCCUACAUAGUAAGAUACAGAAUGUAUGCCAGCUACAAAAACCUGAAGAUAGAAGUCAAAUUCCAAGGUCAACAUGUGGCCAAAUCUCCAUAUAUUUUAAAAGGGCCGGUGUACCACGAGAGCUGUGACUGUCCCUUGGAAGACAGUGCAGCCUGGCUGCGGGAGAUGAACUGCCCAGAAACCUUUGCUCAGAUUCACAGAGAUCUGGUGCAUUUCCCUACCGUUGACCCGGAAAAGAUUGCAACGGAAAUCCCAAAAAGAUUUGGACAAAGACAGAGCUUGUGUCAUUAUACCUUGAAGGAUAACAAGGUUUAUAUCAAGACUCACGGUGAACAUGUAGGUUUUAGAAUUUUCAUGGAUGCCAUACUACUUUCUUUGACUAGAAAAGUGAAGAUGCCUGAUGUGGAGUUUUUUGUUAAUUUGGGAGACUGGCCUUUGGAAAAAAAGAAAUCCAGUCCCCACAUCCAUCCGAUCUUUUCUUGGUGUGGCUCCACAGACUCCAAGGAUAUUGUGAUGCCCACCUACGACUUGACAGACUCUGUCUUAGAAACCAUGGGCCGAGUCAGUCUGGAUAUGAUGUCCGUGCAGGCCAACACGGGUCCUCCCUGGGAAAGCAAAAACUCUACCGCUGUGUGGAGAGGGCGAGACAGCCGGAAAGAGAGACUGGAGCUGGUUAAGCUGAGCAGGAAGCACCCGGAGCUCAUAGACGCUGCUUUCACCAACUUCUUCUUCUUUAAACACGACGAAAGCCUGUAUGGUCCCAUCGUGAAGCACAUUUCAUUUUUCGAUUUCUUCAAGCAUAAAUAUCAGAUCAACGUCGAUGGCACCGUGGCAGCCUACCGCCUACCGUAUCUGCUGGUUGGUGACAGUGUGGUGCUGAAGCAGGACUCCAUCUACUAUGAACACUUCUAUAACGAACUGCAGCCCUGGAAACACUACAUUCCAAUUAAAAGCAACCUGAGCGAUCUCCUAGAGAAACUUCAGUGGGCAAAAGAUCACGAUGAAGAGGCAAAGAAGAUAGCCAAAACAGGACAAGAAUUUGCAAGAAAUAAUCUCAUGGGCGAUGACAUAUUCUGUUACUAUUUUAAACUUUUCCAGGAAUAUGCCAGUUUACAAGUGAGUGAGCCCCAGAUCCGAGAGGGCAUGAUGAGGGUAGAGCCAGAGACCGAGGAUGACCUCUUUCCUUGCACGUGCCACAGGAAGAAGACCAAAGAUGAACUGUGAUAUGCAAAAUACCUUUCCUUCAAAUAGUGGUGCUCUGAAGACUCUUC
This is a messenger RNA of Budorcas taxicolor (takin), 1556 nucleotides long. It is a transcript of the gene POGLUT2, whose product is annotated as protein O-glucosyltransferase 2. Bases 1 to 1509 code for a protein of 502 amino acids. Lineage: Eukaryota; Metazoa; Chordata; Mammalia; Artiodactyla; Bovidae. The transcript has 10 exons. Gene Ontology annotation, cellular component: endomembrane system. Gene Ontology annotation, molecular function: glucosyltransferase activity; protein binding. The record is from RefSeq and is a predicted model, not a curated record.